AUGAAUGGCCGCAGUGGUACCAUGUCCCCCGUCUCUGCCGAUGGCAGCGAGUGGUCUGGCAUCAACCAAUACCAGGCCGGCAAUCCCAAAUCUGAUCCCCCGUUCUCCCCAACUUCAUCAGGUCGCGGCAAUCUCGCGACCCCGCCAACCUCGGGCGGUCCCCCAGGCCCGAUGGGUUCAAAUGGGGGGAUGCCAAAUGGCCCUCCUCGCCGACCUACUGACCCAGGAAAUCCCUCUCCUCCAAGCUCUGUCGCCGCGCGAUCGAGUGAUGGCACCUUAGCAGAUCAGCAGAGCAGACGGUAUCGCCGGAUGGAGGAGUCGUUGGCCCAACACUACAAUGCCCUGCGGCGGUUCCUGGGUAACUCAUAUCAGUCGGACAGGGCCAAUAAGCCGAACAAGGCUCGCGACAAGCUGCUGAGGCUCUCGCCCACGCAGUUCCACGAAUUGAGUACCGACGUGUUCGACGAACUGGUCCGUCGGCAGCAAUCUGCCGGAGGACCAGGACGGCCGCCCAGGCCCGAUGUCCCGCCAUUCUUGCCUCCUCGCCCCGACUUCCACGAGAAACGCAACCAGGCCCGGCAGAAGCUAGCCUCUCUGCAGCCUCAGCGAUUUCGCGACCUUUCGGCGGACGUCUUCAGCGAACUGGAGCGACGGUUUCCUCAAUUUGCGGGUUCGGACAUGCCCCGGAUGGGCAGUCCAGCGCCCAGUGUUCGUGGUCCUCCGAACGGCUAUAGACCCGGCUCCAAUGGCCCUCCUCCUGGGAGAGGCUAUCCAUCAGGCGGUCCGCCGAAUGGUCGGUUCCCGCCGCGUCAACAAUCCCUGGGUGGUGGAUCUCCUCCGAUAGGCCCGAACGGGGAACCCGAGAUGAAGUCGUUCCAGAGCAACACCAUUGUUCCCAACAAGAGUACUCUGGUCGAAGAUGAUGACGAUGGUGCUGGUAUCGAGGACGAUUACGAUGGACGAAGCGAUGCAUUUGCUCUGGAUGGAGUUUUACAGAGUCGAAGAGAGACAGCGACGACAUUAGGCGACCGAGACAAGAAGACGACGUCCUUGCAGGAGCGGGUCGACGAGCUGGAGGGGCUACUGAAAUCGAAGGAUCAGGAAAUAUCCCGCUUACAGGAGGAACAGGACAAAUCUCAGGCUAGCGGUGCCGAGCGGCAAGAAUGGGAGACUCUCAAGGCCGAAUUGGAAAGUAAGAUCGCGCAUUUGGAAAGCGUCAAUAGCUCUCUUAGAUCCGAGCUCGAUCAAGCGCGAGCCGACCAGUCGAACAUGGAGCGUGAUCUCCGGGCACAGCUCGAGGCCGCGCAGAGCACGGUGGGAGACAGCGAUUUACAAGCACGGUUUGAUGAUCUUGAAAAGCGACAUCAGAGUCUCCAAGAAGAGCUGCGGGAACAGCAACAAGUUACGGAGGAAGUGCGACGGGACGCCGCCAACUUCCUGAAAGAAAUGAGAGCCAUGUCGGAGCGCAGCAAUGCCACUUGGGAACGAGAGGAGAAGCUGUCUCGCGAUGUGAACCGACUUGAAGAGGAAGUGAAGGAAUGGAAGAGUCGAUAUAUCAAGGCCCGGACGCAGUUACGGCACCUCAGGGCUUCCUCGGGCGGCAUCUCGAACUUCCGUCAAGACGUUGGUGCUCUUGCCAAGGACAACGAGUUCAUGCAGCCUACCGGCCUGGUGAAAGAUGUGCACGUCACUAAGUUCCAGAUGUCUAUCGACGAGUUGUUGCGGACUGCCCGAUCCGGAGAGCCCGGAUUAGUUCUCGACCAGAUGAAGGUCGUUGUCGUUGCUGUUCGCCAUAUAACCCAGGAUAUCGAAGCGAGCAACAACAACAACGGAGAAGAGCUGUCGCCCGUACAGAAGAAAGCCAAGAACAGGGUGUCUGCGACCGCAAACAACCUGAUCACUGCUUCCAAAAACUUUGCCAGUUCGAAUGGACUGUCUCCUGUUUCACUUCUUGAUGCGGCUGCGUCUCAUCUCAGCACUGCUGUCGUGGAGCUUCUUCGCCUCGUUAAGAUCCGCCCCACUCCUGCAGAGGAGCUCGAAGAUGAAGAAGACAACAUUGCCCCCAUGCAGUCACCGGGCUAUUUCAGUGUGGCUGCCAGCCAGAAUCGGAUGAGUAACAAUGAGUCGGUGUACAGUGCGAUCAGCUCGCCAUCUGUCAGGUCCCGAAGUCAGACCAACUCCCGUCGGCCGUUCUCUCGAAAUGGUGUCCCGAAUGGACAGGGUUUCGGCAUGAAGCUGGGGUAUGGUAUGCGGCCCCAGGACAGCGAGCUGGAAGAACUCAAGCUGUAUCUUGAGGAUCAGACCGAGGGACUUGUCCAAUCAAUCCAGGCCCUUGUUGCCAGCAUUCGUGCUGGAGACGAGAUGCCGGCUAUCCGUAGCCAUAUCUCGGCCAUAUCUGCGGUGGUCGGAAAUGUCGUGUCCUCGACAGAGAAUGCCAUGAACAAGCCGGAUAUUAAUCCCGCUCUCCGAGAACGGGUGUCCCCUGUUGUUCAGACAUUGUCGAGCUGCCGUGAUCGCCUGUCCGAAACCGGGGCUGAGGGUGAAGAUGUAACCAACCCUGCUGAGCUGCGGGACGUGACCAACAAACUGCCUCCUAUCGCAUUCGAAAUCGCCCGAGAAACGAAAGAGCUAGUACAGCGUAUUGACCAGCUCGAGUAUGACGACGGUGAUGACGACUUCCGCUAA
Molecule: messenger RNA, 2685 nt
Organism: Rasamsonia emersonii CBS 393.64
Lineage: Eukaryota; Fungi; Ascomycota; Eurotiomycetes; Eurotiales; Trichocomaceae
Product: Cell polarity protein
Exons: 3
Coding region: 1-2685 (894 amino acids)
Cellular component (GO): cell cortex of growing cell tip; actomyosin contractile ring
Molecular function (GO): MAP kinase scaffold activity
Source: RefSeq, a predicted model, not a curated record